AGGGGCGGAGGCCAGUUGACUUCGAUCCGUCGAGCGGUACGUUUGCAUCGCACGGAGCACGCUGUUGUACGUUCAUUUUCUUGCUCGCUCGUUUCCGACCGGAAUAUAGUCGUCAGGAAAUUUCUCUUCUCGAGUUGGCAGAACAGUUUCGUUGAACGUGAUGUUCCACGCGAGUAGUGUGAUCGUAACUGCGAUAACAAACACAGACGCCCGUUGAAAAUAGUGCGUGACCUUCUCGUGUCUCGAAAUCGCCAAAAACGUCGCCGAAAAGGAGAGGAGAAACGGUAUACACAAAGUGGACGGAAUUAGAAAGAAGAACGGACAAACAUCGACGAACGUGCGAGUCUCUGCUUCUAUCUGGCGCGCUCACUUUGGUGGGUUGGUUCGAUCGAUAAAUACACGGGGUGCGUGCACUGGCGUUCGGCUAGAUAAGCAGCCGUAUAUUUCGGAAGGUGUGCUGCCUGAUCGAAUUAAUCGACGACCCACAUAUUCGCCGCUUACCUGCUGUCCGAUCGGCGGCUGUUCAGUGGUUGAACUAUCGUAUACGGCGACAGAGGAUCCAGCCAGAGGUGAACGAAGAAAAAAAAAAAAAAAAAGAAAGAAAGAAAGAGAAAACACGAACAUACGCGUACGACAUGAAGGCGAUGGUGGUGAGUCCAGUGGGCGGCAGAGUGCCGCCAAGUCGAGGUGUUUUGCACAGUAGCCUCGGAAUCAAUGGAACUCGUCGUGACCUGGAAGCAGAAGAGGUGGCCGCUUAUCUAACCAAGUUGAGAUCCCUGGUGCCCGACAUGCCGAGAAAACGGAAAUUAUCCAAGCUCGAGGUUAUCCAGAGGGUGAUCGAGUACAUCUGCGAUCUUCAGACGACGUUGGAGGAAACGAACGUUCAUCACGAGUCGGCCGUGGCGAAAACGACACCGAGGCAGCCGUUGCAGCCGUUGUUAAACGCCACGACCACCGUACCGACGACGACGACCACGUCGACGACGGCCACCAUCACCGGUAUGGUCGCAGAACGGUGACCUGUAUCGGUGAACGAGCUCCAGUGAGGUUCAGGUCGCUGCGGGCUUCUUAUCCUCGUGGGCUGACGGCUUGACCUCCAUGUUUCGAACGUCGUGGAAUUGGUUCGAGUCAUCUUCGGGGAGUUGGAUCGAGAACUCGGCUCGUUUGCGGCAGCGUUUCGUCGCAAGGAACGUGUUGGCCGCCGAUCGUGUUUUGUGCCCGUCCUCGGCUAUAUAGAGAUUUCUUGAAGGUUCGAAGGAUCCACAGGGGAAACGGGGGGGNAAAAAAAAAAAAAAAAAAAAAGAAAGAAAAGAAAAGAAAAAGAGCGAGGACAUCGAGCAGGAUGCGUGCCUCGACGUCUCUCGAGGCGGCGCCUGAAGAGAAGAACGAAGACGACGUGAAAAGAAGGACGACGAAGCGGGCCGAUUACGGCCGAUCUUAACUUCUUUCUUCGAGGAAAGAUGUAAAUACUUGUACAUACUCACACCGCAUUCCUCGCACCGACAGACCUUCUCUCUUCUCAUCUUUUAAUCGAUUCACUUCUUUUUCGAUCCACUUCAAACCUCUCUCUCUCUCUUUCUCUCUUUCUCUCCGCCUUCCGAUCCCUCGAAUUCUUGCAAUCCCUCUCCUAAUCCGAGCUGUGUUACGCCGUAUAUCGUUUUCUCUCGAUAUCUCGAACAACGAUCGCGUUGUUCUUUCUUUUCUCCGACGAUAUAUAGCAACCGUCUUGUUAUUUUUCUUUCACGUCCGAAUUACAAACACGUACGAACAGAUUGUGCCCCUUCAUUUCGAUUCGCUCUGCAAUAUCGUAACUGUUCGUCUCGAGGUGAAAAAAUCCCGAUCGGUUCCGGUACGAUUGGUUCGAUUUGGAAUCUAUUGAAAAAGGAAAUUUUCGUUUUCGUUCUAGAGGAACGAACGUGUAUUUAAGGAUCGGCGAAGAUCGAAAUCGAAUUUGAAUCACCUGCGUUCUAAUUGCAAACUAUUACUGUCACCCCGUCGUUUACAACGAUGGUCGUGAAUGAAUGGUCUCUCAUUUUCUUUCGUAGUUUUCGCGUGGAGGAGAAAUGUUUAUCGUCAUCGUUGAUCAAGACCUGUAUUAUUUUGAACUCCCCCUUGUAGAUAAUAAAACGAAUUUAUUUGUAUUACGAAUUAUUAUUACAUUAAUCGCAAUAGUCGAUUCUAUAAUAUUAUUAUAUUAUAUUAUUAUUAUAUGAUUAUUAUUAUUAUUAUUAUUAUUAUUAUUGUUAUUGCUUUUCAUAUUAUAAUUUAGAGAUUUCCUCCGUAACUAUUGUAUAUUCGCGAAGACUGAAAAGCUGUAAAGUGUAAGUAUACCUGAUGCGCGCGCGAGCUUGUUACGCUCGCUCGCGCGCGAAAUAAAAUACAAACUGUGUCCAUAAGAUUA
Molecule: messenger RNA, 2401 nt
Organism: Frieseomelitta varia
Lineage: Eukaryota; Metazoa; Arthropoda; Insecta; Hymenoptera; Apidae
Gene: emc
Product: DNA-binding protein inhibitor ID-2
Exons: 1
Coding region: 636-1019 (127 amino acids)
Biological process (GO): negative regulation of transcription by RNA polymerase II; cell differentiation; circadian regulation of gene expression
Cellular component (GO): cytoplasm; nucleus
Molecular function (GO): transcription regulator activity; protein dimerization activity
Source: RefSeq, a predicted model, not a curated record